AUGACUCAAGCUCAACAGCAGCAUCUCCGAGCCAACGGUUCGAUUACGAAGCCCUUUCGAGGGGUUCGAAAGCGAAGUUGGGGUCGCUAUGUCUCCGAGAUACGGCUACCGGGGAAGAAGACACGAGUUUGGCUUGGCUCCUUUGCCUCCCCCGAGAUGGCAGCGCGUGCCUAUGACUCGGCAGCAGCGUUUUUGAGAGGUAACUCUGCGGUGCUCAACUUCCCUGACUCUGUGAGCUCGCUCCCGCAACCGGAGUCAUGCUCGAGAGAACACAUUCAAUUGGCUGCAGCAAAGGCAGCGGCGCAAGUGAGAACGGAGACGGUGGAGGGUGGAGAUCAGCAAAGGACGAGAAGCGGAUGGAGUUCGACGAUGUUCGAGCAAGUGAAGGAAGUGCCAUUGUUGAGUCCAUUGAGGUUGGGUCUACUUGGCUUUGGACCAGCCUUGAAUGAAGAAGACCCUUCGUUGUUGUUACCAACCUAUUUCUAA
This is a messenger RNA of Cucumis melo (muskmelon), 486 nucleotides long. Its product is annotated as ethylene-responsive transcription factor ERF022-like. The transcript has a single exon. Gene Ontology annotation, biological process: regulation of DNA-templated transcription. The coding region runs from base 1 to 486 and encodes 161 amino acids. The record is from RefSeq and is a predicted model, not a curated record. Gene Ontology annotation, molecular function: DNA binding; DNA-binding transcription factor activity. Lineage: Eukaryota; Viridiplantae; Streptophyta; Magnoliopsida; Cucurbitales; Cucurbitaceae.